ACGGUGGUGACCUGCGGACGUCUUUGCGAUAAACCUCUGUUGGGUUGUUCGCACCGCUGUCUCCGCCAAUGUCAUGCGGGCGACUGUCUGCUACCGGAUGAUGACGGUAGAGUGGUAUGCAAACAACCCUGUUCUGCACCGCGCCCUGAAUGCGGCCACCCGUGUGGCAAACCCUGCCACGAGGCCGCUGGAAUUUCCUGCGCCGAGGCUCUUGGCUCGCUCAAGUGUCACGUGCUCGUAUCUCUCUCUUGUGUCUGUGGCCACCGUCGUGAGGAGCAGCCCUGCUAUCGGGUGAAGGCUCUAGUGGCAAACCUCAGCAAGAAGGAUCCGAACCUCCUCCUUCGAUGUUCAGCAUCGACGGGUCUGCCCUUUGGUCUGCCAUCGACAGAUGUACUGCCCUGCGACUCAUCUUGUACUCAGGCGAUGCGAGCGGCGAAGGAGGCAAAGGAGGAAGCCGAGGCGGCGGCCUCAAGCGUGCCAAAGAUGUGGGUGCGUGGCGGCGCCCAUGGGAUCGAUGCCUCCUUGCCGCCUGCUUUCGCCCCGCCCGAGUACUCCGAUUGGCUUAAACAGUUUGCGUCGAAUAACCUCUCCUUUGCUGUAGAGGUGGAAAAGGUUCUAUACAACUUGGUCGACGAGACGUUGAGCUUGAUGAAAUCUUCCGGAUCUAAGCCAAAUUUGAACAAGUGUAUAAGUCACCGCUUCAGCCCAAUGAACCAUACGAAACGGCGUUUCAUAAUUGAGCUGGCGGAGUUUUAUGGGGUGGAAUGCGUAGAACUCGAUCCACCACCUCAUAGAUACGUAGAGGCGCUUGCCAUCGGAGGGCGAGUGCAUUUUCCGGGUGGUGGUUCAAAACAACACUAUAUGAGUCUGGCAGGCCAGAUGGAGGCCUCUUUUGUAGGCUCCGUAAAAAUUAAUGCAACCGCUUUGAUGCCCGUUCAUGCCGCUGCUCGACCUGCCCCUCUGCGCUGCGCCGCCGACACCACCUCUGCUCGUCUCGUUUCCUUCUCCUCUAUUGUUGGCGGUACAAGUGAUAACAGUGAUAACAGAACCUCGAAACCGGCCUAG
Messenger RNA from Hydatigera taeniaeformis, 1065 nucleotides. The record is from the annotation of a GenBank genome assembly. NCBI's taxonomy places the organism in Eukaryota, Metazoa, Platyhelminthes, Cestoda, Cyclophyllidea, Taeniidae.